CAAAGUAGGCGAGGCCUACGGAAGCUGGGGCUUCUUGCUGUGAGGUCCGGUUACUUAGUGUUGUGGAGGGUCCUUGAGGCAGGAGUGAAAAUUGGGUCUGGGGAUUAGUCCUGGGGUGGAGGUCUGGGCACGCCAGGUGGGACCCCCUCCAUCUUCGGUUUUGCACACCCAGCUUUCCAGGGGUGAGUUGCGGCGGGUCGGGCGUCGUCGCGUGCGUGACGUCAUCCAUCGGCGCCGCGCGAGGCUCCAGUGGCCUUGACCUCCCGCGGCGUGGGAGGCUGCGAGGCGAUGCUGCAGUUGGUCCGGGCCGGGGCGCGCUUCUGGCUUCGGCCUGCGGGCUGCCAGGGCCUGAGUUCGCUGGCGGAAGAGGCAGCGCGUCCGACCGAGAACCCGGAGCAGGUGGCGGUGGCGAGCGAGGGUCUCCCGGAGCCCGUGCUGCGCAAAGUCGAGCUCCCGGUACCCGCUCAUCGACGCCCGGUGCAGGCCUGGGUCGAGUCCCUGCGAGGAUUCGAGCAGGAGCGCGUGGGCCUGGCCGACCUGCACCCCGAUGUUUUCGCCACCGCGCCCAGGAAACACCACUCCCUAGAGCUGCCCACCGGAGACCCACAGUACCUGACGGAGCUGGCGCGCUACCGCCGCUGGGGGGACUCCGUGCUCCUCGUGGACUUGACAUACGAGGAGAUGCCACAGAGCAUCGUGGAGGCCACCUCUAGGCUCAAGACCUUCAACCUGAUCCCCGCUGUUGGCCUAAAUGUGCACAGCAUGCUCAAGCACCAGACGCUGGUCCUGACGCUGCCCACCAUCGCCUUCCUGGAGGACAAGCUGCUCUGGCAGGACUCGCGUUACAAACCCCUCUACCCCUUCAACCUGCCCUACAGCAACUUCCCCUGACCCCCGCGCCACGCUACCCAGGGCCCGGUGGCCACCCCGUACCACUCGUGAUGUGAAGCACCUCUUCUGAGCCAGGCAGAGCCCGUGGCUGACUUGGGAGCCUCAGGCCCACGUCCACCCUUCGAGGACAGUGCCACCUGGACCCCCUCAUUCCAGGGAGGAAACUGAGGCCACAGGGAGUGGCCAUCGCCACUGGGAAGGGGCGACUCCACAGAGAGCCCAGGCGGGCUCCUGCAUCCAUUCUCUCUUUGUUUUUAAAAUAAAUUGUAUUUUUGAAUCAAGGAGGAUAAA
Molecule: messenger RNA, 1182 nt
Organism: Cercocebus atys (sooty mangabey)
Lineage: Eukaryota; Metazoa; Chordata; Mammalia; Primates; Cercopithecidae
Gene: MRPL4
Product: mitochondrial ribosomal protein L4
Exons: 6
Coding region: 289-891 (200 amino acids)
Biological process (GO): translation
Cellular component (GO): ribosome
Molecular function (GO): structural constituent of ribosome
Source: RefSeq, a predicted model, not a curated record